Molecule: messenger RNA, 2452 nt
Organism: Spirodela intermedia
Lineage: Eukaryota; Viridiplantae; Streptophyta; Magnoliopsida; Alismatales; Araceae
Source: the annotation of a GenBank genome assembly
AUGGCGGGGCGGGGGGGGAAGACUCCAUGGCCGGCGAUCGCUGUCGGAGGAAGCUCACGCGUGAAUGAUGCGUUCGUACAUGAGAAGAGCUCGCCGCGAGCCUUCGACGGGUAGCCAUCUGGCUGUAUGGAUCGCUUUCAUACGGGAGACGGAGGCGUAUCCUACAAUCUCUUACAUGGGAAAAAUAAUGCAACAAUUCACCGGUACGAUGACGUUCAGCCAAAUCUUCACCUUAUUAUCUCGCGUUUACAAAAGUCAAAAGCUUCCUGAUCGUAUGAUUAUGGGUUUCCUUGAGAAACGAUAUGAUUUCUACGGACGAAGAUGUGUUAACCAACGACCUCUUUAAUGAGAAAAAUGAUUCACGGCGAUAUGAUUAAUGGGUUCCUAUAAAUCACUGAUUUCUGGGGCAGCUUUACGACCAUCUUGAUGAGAUUGAGAAAAAUAAUUCACGAGUACGAUGAGAUUCACCAUAAAAUUAGGCUGAUUUUCUCACCGUUUAUAUAGUCCUCGGGGUAUUGAGAUCAUCUUCACGUGAGGCGGAAAAUUAUACGAAAACCGAAUUGAGAAAACUCAGAAGAUAUUUAGUUACGGUGACUAAAUAAUGGAAUAAAUGAGGGCAUAGAAUGGAAAACUCAGGAGACGAAGUGUUCCAAAGAGAAACCAAUUCUGCUCCAAUCAAUCCCUUUCGAACUUUACUUAGUCUUUACGUAGGAUAUAUUUUAAUGUGGCACAUGAGAUGAGCGUUUGCUUCUGCAGCCAUCUUUUGGGGAUGGAAAUUCUCGUUUAAACUAAUCACUGGAAUCUGUACUUUGUAAAUAGGCAUUAUAUUAAACACUUGAUAGUUAGAAAAUGCGAGAAAAAUAUAAAUGAAUAUUCAAAAUAACGAAGCAGUUGGGUAGGAAUUAUCUCCUCAACAAAAGGGUUUAUUUCUCUCUUACGUUUCAACAUAAAUUGGGCAACCUUUCGAUUCUUGUCACUUUAAUUCAAACAAUUCAGUAAAAAAAAUAAUUAGGGUUAUAUAUUCAAUUUUGAUUAAAAUUAGUAUCGUCGAUGCCUCAAUGGGUCCGAUUAAUCUCUUCUUACUUCCAACCUGGGAGAUAAAUACUGAAGAUGAGGUCAACUCAGAGAGGGCCGACCCGGUUGACUCCGCAACAAUCUUGGAACGAUCUCUUUUCGUGAUGUCUUGCGGCUACAUAACGUUCGAUUCUCAACGGCCGGUGUCAAGAAGGCCUUUGAGACGCCAAGAACUACCUGUGAUUGCACUGUCUAUAGCUCUAUUCAUGGUAGAAACCAUUAGAUUAUGAGGGAUGAAUGAUAGAAAAUCCCCAGGUAACGUUGCAGAUGGCUUCAUCGGCCGUCCACAAGGAUCAGGAGAGAGGGUAUGAUUGAGAAUUCCAUAAUCUUGCAAGCCCAUGAAGAUAUUUUGAAUCAAAUCAACUCCCUGGUCCGAUUCUUGUGGGUCAGUCAAUUCCCCUCCCUUUAAUGGAAAUAUCAAGCUCGACGAGGAUUGAGUUCUUCCCAGACUUACCCGUUAUGGGCAUCCCCAUAACUUUCUUUUUGUCGGCGAUUGAGUUGGCGAAGACACGUUGGUGGUAGGAACGAAGAAACGACGGAGAUGGGAACAGCGGCUUAAGCGAUAAGGUGGGGAGAUUCUAGGUCUUCCUAGUUGACCCGGAUGGGUUGGGGCGCAGCAGUUGACUAGACAUGUUGUGGGUAAGACACUGUUUCGGUGCAGGUUGGGAGAAUCUGACUGGCCCAAGGAUGACGGAGGUCAAAGGUGGGGAAGUCACGAUCUUAAUCCUGAAGAACAACAUGAAUUGGGAGUUUUUUGUUUAAAAAUUGCUUCAGAAAAUCGAAAAUUUCGCACAAAAAUUACGGAUGGAUCGUUGCUCGACGCUGAAAUGGUCCUCGAAGUCGUUAGCGGUAGAUGUACUGGAUGUCGGCAUUUUCUCUCAGCCAUUCCAGAACCUUUGCUCCCUCUAGGAUUUCCUGCACCUGAAAUAUUUAACGGGAAAAUAACAAGAUAUUUUAUCAUUCAAAAUAAUAAAUAAAUAAAAUAAAAAUUUAAGGGUUUUUUUCGAUCAACAGACCCAGGAAAAUUUCAUUUAUCACUAAUUCUAGAGAAAUAAAAAAAUCAGAACGGAAUAGAGGUCCAAACCUGUUGCUUGACGCGCUCCUCAUCGUAUUCUUGGUUGUGCCGUUUGAAUUCUGCCACGGAGUUCUCAACUUCCUUCACCAGAUCCUCCGUUGAAAGCUGCAACGAAGGUUUGGGGGAGGGGGUCAGUUGACCUGUGGUGGUGUUCAUAUACUUCAACCGUUGACAUUCUGUUUUUUCAGUUCUGCGGCUGAUGAGACAUUCGGCACAUAUAUAUUUUCAUAUAAAUAUGUCAAGACAUAAAGAGCCUAGGAUAUAAUCUGGGGAUCAUAUAGAUUGGGGAAAUUCACAAAAUGA